This is a messenger RNA of Tarenaya hassleriana, 2041 nucleotides long. RefSeq names its product SAM50-like protein SPAC17C9.06. Gene Ontology annotation, cellular component: outer membrane; SAM complex. The transcript has 4 exons. The record is from RefSeq and is a predicted model, not a curated record. NCBI's taxonomy places the organism in Eukaryota, Viridiplantae, Streptophyta, Magnoliopsida, Brassicales, Cleomaceae. Gene Ontology annotation, biological process: protein insertion into mitochondrial outer membrane. Bases 144 to 1733 code for a protein of 529 amino acids.
GAAAUUCAUGCGACCCAUCUGGGUCAUUUGAGUGAAGAACCCUUGUCGUUCGCCGGAAUUAGCCGUCAAUUUUUUGGUUCCUUCUCUCGAUUCGUGGAAAAACACCUCCCAUUUCUUCACUCUCGGUUUACUCAGAUUCUCUCAUGGCGAUUCCGAUGGAUAAACCAGACCCAAAUCCACCGACGCAAGUACCCGACCCGGAAGAAGAGGAAGACGAACUGGAAGAGGAACUGACCGACGACGACGAAGAUGUGGAAGAGGAGGAGGAGGACGAUGACGAGUCGACGGUGCCGAGGCCUGGAACGCGAGAGGGCCGAUCCAGUGCGGAGAGGCUCAAGGCGCAGUCUCUGUUCCGCCGCAUGCGUGCUGCUCCGGUUCCGGUGCGGGUCCACGACGUGAUCGUCCGUGGAAACGGCAAGACCAAGGACCACGUGAUCGAAGCGGAGGUUGAGGUCGUGAGGCACGCGAAGACGUUGCAGGAGCUUCUCGAGGCUUCUAGGGUUGCCAAUUUCAAUCUCCAGGCGCUCGAGAUCUUCGAUUCCGUCAACAUUACGCUCGAUUCUGGUCCUCCUGAACUUCCUGGUUCCACCAAUGUCGUGAUCGAUGUUGUGGAGAGCAAAAACCCUCUAUCGGGCCAAAUCGGUGCAUACACUAAAGCACAGGCUAGAUCAGCAAGUGUUGAAGCAUCUCUGAAGUACAAGAACAUAUUCGGGUAUGGUGAUAUAUGGGAUGGGUCUUUAGCUUAUGGCUGUGACAACUCUGCUGAGGUUAGCUUGGGGCUGUUCUUGCCGAGGUUCAAAGGAUAUUCAACUCCAUUAACGUCCCGUCUUUACCUUUUGACCCAAGAUUGGCUGAAGUUUUCGUCUUAUAAAGAACGAUCUCUUGGUCUUUCGCUUGGGCUCCUCUCAAGAGAAUAUCAUGACUUGGUCUACACAGUUGCAUGGAGAAACUUAAUAGACCCAUCCCAGAUGGCGUCGAGAUCUGUAAGGAGGCAACUGGGACAUAAUUUGCUUUCCACUUUGAAGUAUACCUUCAAAUACGACCAGAGAAACUCGUUCCUAAGGCCAACGAGGGGAUAUGCUUUCGUCUCUACUUCUCAAAUAGGUGGUCUUGCCCCGGAUAGUCGAACUCUGCGGUUCUUGCGCCAGGACAUCGAUCUUCGGUAUGCUGUCCCGCUCGGGUUUUACCGUGCUGCUCUGAACUUUGGAGUAUCUGGGGGUAUCGUCUUUCCAUGGGGAAGUGGAUACCAGACAAAGCCUUCAUCCUUGCCAGAGAGGUUCUUCUUGGGUGGAAACUCAUCCCCUGUCUGUUCUUUGGGAGGACCAUCUGCAUUAUGGGGAUUUAAAACAAGGGGAUUGGGUCCUAACGAACCGAGAAGGGAACUACAUGAUGAGAGUAUUGACCCAUCUGAACGGGAUUUCGUUGGGGGAGAUUUUGCGGUUACUGCAUUCGCUGACCUCUCCUUUGAUUUCCCAUUGAGAUGGUUCAGAGACAGAGGAAUCCAUGGGCAUGUGUUUGCGUGUGCCGGGAAUCUCGGCAAGUUGUCAGAGAACGAGUUCCGGAACUUCACUGCUCCGAAAUUCCUGGAGACAAGUAGAACAUCUGUAGGAGUCGGGAUUGUCCUACCCACUAACCUCUUCCGUAUGGAGCUUAACUACUGCCACAUACUGCGAAAACAAGAACAGGAUAGGGCGAAAUCUGGGUUCUUCAUGAACUUCUCGGCGCCAUCCUGAGAGAUAGAUAGAAUUCAACACAUCUUUUUACUUGUCGUGCGAUGGCGAGGAGGUACUCUUUUUUUAGCCUUUUGAUUUCUCAACCAUUUUGACAUGUCUUGAUGGUGAUGGAUAUUGGAUAUGGAUGGGGUUCAGGCAAAUUGGAUUGUUUUUUCAGUUUGAAACUGUUUGUGAUAAGUUUUAGAAGAGGUAAGUUUUGUCCUGUGCGGUUUCUGGGCAAAAGAAAAAACAAAGAGGGGAGCUUUCGGGUGUUUGGUCAUGAGAGCCAAAUUGGAUGAUAAAUGAGGGCAAAGUUUUCUUCAACUUGA